UCGUGCGCCGAGACGUGAGGACGCCGGCGUCGUAGGCUGAGGUGGCAGCUGUCCCGCAGUCAUGGAGCUGCCGCAGAUGCCGGAGCUGAUGGGGCUGUCCCUCCUGGUGGGUCUCCUGGCCCUGGUGGCCACGGCGGCUGUGGCGCGGGGCUGGCUGCGGGCCGAGGAGAAGCCCAACCAGCCGGUCUGUCAGAAGGAAAAUGAAUCCAGGAAGUCAGGAUCCAAGAAGCAGAAGCAGAAUCAGCGGGUUCGUAAGGAGAAGCCUCAGCAGCACAGCUUCACGCAUCCGCUUCUGGCCGCAGCACUGAAGAGCCACAGUGGGAAUAUAUCUUGCAUGGACUUCAGCAGCAACGGCAAGUAUCUGGCCACCUGUGCGGAUGACCGCACUGUCCGUAUCUGGAGCACCAAAGAUUUUCUUCAGCGGGAACACCGCAGCAUGAGAGCCAAUGUGGAGCUGGACCAUGCCACCUUGGUGCGCUUCAGCCCUGACUGCAGAGCCUUCGUUGUUUGGCUGGCCAAUGGGGACACCCUCCGUGUUUUUAAGAUGACCAAGCGGGAAGAUGGGGGCUUUACUUUCACGGCCACACCAGAGGAUUUCCCUAAAAAACACAAAGCACCCAUCAUCAACAUCGGCAUUGCUGACACAGGGAAGUUCAUCAUGACGGCCUCCAGUGACACAACUGUCCUCAUAUGGAAUCUGAAAGGUCAGGUGCUGUCCACGAUCAACACCAACCAGAUGAACAACAGCCACGCAGUUAUCUCCCCAUGUAGCAGGUUUGUGGGUUCGUGUGGCUUCACCCCAGAUGUGAAGGUCUGGGAAGUCUGCUUCGGGAAGAAAGGAGAGUUCCAGGAGGUGCUGCGAGCCUUUGAAUUGAAGGGUCACUCUGCAUCUGUCCACUCUUUCGCUUUCUCCAAUGACUCUCGGAGGAUGGCCUCGGUCUCCAAGGAUGGCACGUGGAAGCUAUGGGACACAGAUGUGGAGUACAAGAAGCAGCAGGACCCCUACUUGCUACGGACAGGCCGCUUUGAAGAGGCGAGUACCAUGCCUUGCCGCCUGGCACUCUCCCCUGACACCCAUGUCCUGGCCUUGGCAACUGGCACCAAUAUUCAUCUCUUCAACACGCGUCGUGGGGAGAAGGAGGAGUACUUCGAGUGUGUCCACGGGGAGUGUAUUGCUGACUUGACUUUUGACAUCACUGGCCGCUUCCUGGCCUCCUGUGGGGACCGUGCAGUGCGGCUCUUCCAUAACACCCCUGGCCACCGGGCUGUGGUGGAGGAGAUGCAGAGCCUCCUGAAGCGGGCAUCCAGCGAAAGUACCCGCCAGAGGCUGCAGCAACAGCUGACCCAGGCCCAAGAGGCCCUCAAGAGCCUGGGUGCCCUAAAGAAGUGACUCUGGCUCCGGAUGGGUCAAGCUGCCUGGCCCAGCAGCUGCUGCUCCCCAGGUGUCCCUGGGAUGGAGACCUGGAGGAACCUCCCAGUUUUCUCCCUGGUGGCCCCUACUUGUUCCUAUUGAAACUAUUCUUACAUACUCAGAUCUCUCUCUCUCUGUCUCUCUCUUCUUGUUUGACUCUUCCCAGACUGAAAGGUCCUGUUUCUCACAGGCCCUGGGGUAGAAUCUGUCUUCACCUAGCACUGAGAAGAAGAGUAGAGAGAAGACAGACAGAGCAAAACCUUUGAUGAUUUGGCAAAAGACCCUGACAUCCAAAGAAGUUUGUCAGUGUUAGGGUUAGGAUGAAACCCUAUGGCCACCAGGGACUAGGUGCUGUUUUAUAAGAGUUCAGAAUGUGUUUUAUAAUGCUGCGUGGUGAGCCUCUAUCUGGACCAGGCUCCUGAUAGCAACAAGAAGUAAUUAAAGACUGGUCUUUGUUGGCAUUGGCCUAUAAUCUCAGCACUAUAUAGGCAAAGGAUCAGGGGUUCAAGGCCAGCUUGGACUACAGAGUGAAUUCUAAGUCCUCCUGGGCUCCAUCCAUAUGGAGAGAAACCUUGGCAAGAUUGUUUUUCCCUGGGCUUCAGUUUUCUUAUUUGUAAAAUGGGGAACGAUGCUCUCUGUGGCCUUCCUGCAGAGAUGCUGUGAGGCUAGGAGUGUUGUAAUGCUCCCACACGUGGAGCGUAACAGUUCUGUCCAGUGUCAUUACCUACCAGGUAAACAUGGAAUGCAGACGGUGUUCUGCAAGCAAACUAGGAAAAACCCACAGCCCUUGUGAAGCCAAGUUUCCUAGGGCUCUGCUUGCUCAUUCAUCUUGGAUAAAUAUGGUGGUUUGGUUCACGUGCCUUGAGAAGUAAUGCCAUCGCAAGAGGGCGCUCCUCUCUCUUGGGGACUUGUUGAACUCAUCACUUCAGGGCCUGCUUCAUGGAACUAGCUAGUGAUGCUGGCUAACAGACAAGACAAGACUAAGGGUAAAGGCUGGCGGGAGGACCUAGAAGCUGGUGUCUGUGACGUGCUUUUUGUUCAUUUACAGCUGCAGGGGGGGUAGUGGACAGGAGGCUUGACCGUAGUGAAUCCAGGGCAAUAAUGGGGAAAGAGUGGAAUCCACCCACUAAGAGACUGCGUCUCAGCCAUGUACAUUUGAAGACUGCUUGGACCCAAGGGGUGAGGAAGAUGGCAGGAAUCUAGGAAGGCUUGAAUCUAGCAAAAGGUUCCCAUCCUGGUUAGUUUUGAUCUCAAAAGUAGGGUCUCUUCCAACCAUCCUUAAUGCUACCAGAUAUUUAGAACAAGGCACAACCCUGAAGUUGACCUUGAUGGCUCCCUUGUCACCCUCUUACCACUGCUGUUACAUCCAGAUGGCCUCCAGCAUCUGCAUCUCUCCCACUCUUCUGUUACCAUCCCGGUCUUAGCCACUGUCCUGUAGUAUAUGGAUAGUACUUCUGUUUCCAACCACAUUACUUUAAGUCACUUUUCUACAUAGUUUAGCCUGCUUUGGGAAAACAAAAAAAUGGUAUUUUGGGUCAUGCCAUUUCCAAAAGGUUUCCUUCUCUCUACACUUGGAAUUAAACCACAAACUCUCCUUGUGGCCUGUGUAGUAUCGUGAAAUUUAGCCAUUCCUGUGAUGUUUCUCUGCGAUGGUCCAACCCCAUUCUUCCUGUUCUUUGCUAACCUAGGCAGUUGGCAAGCUCCAUGUGUGGGCUGGUCCCUCUUGUGCUGCAAGCAUUUUUCCUUUCUGUUGGCAGACUUGUCAAUUCGAUUCAGUCCUUGUAACUUUCACAGUUGCUGCCUCACCCACUCCCUCCGAAGUAGCCCUUUCCAACAAUCCUGUCUCUCCUGGUGCCCUGCUGCUUUUCCUUCUUUUGUAUGAAUUGGUGCUUUUUGAAACCAUCUUGUCUGGCUAUGUGUUUACUGCAGUGUCAGAGAAGGGCAGUGAGUGGGGUUAAGAGUGGGAAUUAGGCCUGUCACCUGGUUGUGAGAUGGGAGGAAAUUACGGUAGAGACUGCACUGGGCUGGUGGCUGCAGACGUUUAUUGUAGGUUUGCUUGUAGAGGUGAAAGACCCGGAGCCCGUAAACUGGUGCCGCUUAUAAAUGCUUAGGGUAGGUGUGAAGCCUCCUGAUUGGAUAUGCCAUCAGAACCUCAUUAGCAUACACUUUGCUUUUCUUGUAAAGUACACAGGAAGCCGGCGCCGUGCUUCGAAUUACCCGGCUUCCCACAGGUGGCCAUGUGUCCUAGGUGCACAGUGGGAGGGAGGUUAAGAACCCUGCAGAAGUUGCCAGUUUCAGAGAAGUUAGAUGUUGGCACUGCACUUGGCAAGGAGGCAUCCUUGUGGACUGCACCAAAUCCUUACAAAGGAGGACGCAGCUCAUCAGUCUCAUUGGCACUUAAGGAUUCUUCCUUGCUUUUCCUUUUGCAGUCCUGGGAAUGGAAGUCAGGGCCUCGUGCAGGUAUACAAAUAGCUCUGCUGCUGAGCCAUGCCUCAACCCCUUAUUGACAGAUCCUAAACAAAGACUCCUAAGCCACAGCCCUCCCUGGGCAAGUGCUUUGCCGCUGAGCCUCUUGUGGCAGUUUCUGAAAUUGCUGAAAAAUGCGUUGGAACAGAAUCCUUGUUGGUCUGCCUUGCUCUGGGUCCCAAGUCAACUAGCCAGGACAAAGUAAGCUCAAUAAAUGGGACUCUGACUAGAAGUAAUGACCAAACUUUUGAUAUAUUUGGUUUUCUGCACUCCGCUCUCUAUUGUGGAUUCAGGUUUCUGAUGAGAUCAGCCAUACUGAGGACCGUGUGGCCACACACAGAUUUGGGCUUCUGACUACACAGCUGUGCCUCAGGCUUGUGUGUGCGUGUGGGGGUCUGGUGGGCAUCUAUCUGCUGUGGUUGUCGGAAGCAUCUGAAAACGCGUUCACUUGCUUCUGCACUCAUGUUUUGAGAAGUAAUUGGUGCUGUGGAUGCACAGGGAAGGUAGUGAACCCUAGCAAGAAUGCUGAGCUGCUGAAGUCAGAAGUCUAUUCCCAAACUGGCCAAGUCACUGUCCUGUGGCCUGGUGUCGUGUAAUCACAGGCUGCCAGAGUUUGUCUCCCCAUUUGUGGAAUGGGAAUAAAUGUUGUUCUGUUACCUUGCAUGUUGAUUCUUUGCUUGUGUACAUGCUUAUGGGUUACACUAAGGAUUAGAUGUGUACUAAGUUGCUUUUGACCCUGAGAUUCUCUAGCUUGACAGGCCCCGAGUUGCCGGGCUGACAGGCUUGCGUCUGCAUGCCUGGGAGCUGUGAGUUCUGAAUGAGUUGGGAGCACUACAAAAGGCAUUGCACAGACUGCCCAGGGAUAGACUAGCUGUUCGCGUUGCCCCCUGAAAAGUAUCUGGCUAGGACUAGAAGCUGCCAAGCUUUCAGGAUCCUCGAGAGUAGAGGCGGCAUUGAUCUGCUGAUUCUAUACAAGGUGUGGUAGUGCAUGCAUGCGGCCCGUGCUUGGCAGGUUGAAGAACCACGAGUCAGCCCUGCAUAGACUGUCUAAAACACAGCUCAUCAACUUAUUAUUAUUAUUAUUAUUAUUUUUUUUUGGUUUUUUCAAGACAGGGUUUCUC
Mus pahari (shrew mouse) is the source of this 4998-nucleotide messenger RNA. RefSeq names its product transducin beta like 2 (gene Tbl2). The transcript is spliced from 7 exons. Bases 62 to 1390 code for a protein of 442 amino acids. NCBI's taxonomy places the organism in Eukaryota, Metazoa, Chordata, Mammalia, Rodentia, Muridae. Gene Ontology annotation, cellular component: endoplasmic reticulum. The record is from RefSeq and is a predicted model, not a curated record. Gene Ontology annotation, molecular function: protein binding. Gene Ontology annotation, biological process: endoplasmic reticulum unfolded protein response.